AUGAAUGCUCAAGAAAAUGAUUUAAAAGUUGAAAAUAAAUAUAAUAAUAAUACAGAAAUUUUGUUUAUACCAUCUAUUCUUUAUGAAAAAACACAAGAGGAACUUAAAGAUAUUUUAAACGAUUCUUUACUUUUAGAUGCAAUAUUAAAUACAACACAUCCAGAGGUUUUACAGCAAAUGAAUAUACUUAAAGAAGCAUAUAAAACAAAUAUACGAUUUUCCGAAGAAUUAUUAAACCAAAAAUCAUCAUUUUUAAAUUUGCAAAAGAAUGUAGAAAAUACGCUUAAUGAACUUAAGAAAUAUGAAAAACGGUGGGAAGAUGUAAAAAAAGAAAUGGAAAUUUCAUUUAAAUUUCAUUCAAAACCAUAUUUACUUACUCGACUUGAUAAUGCAAUAAAAGAAACAGACGAUUUCUCAAAUUCUCUUCAGAAAUCAUUUUUGGAAGAUAAGGAAAAUAAUGAUGUUUUGGAAUUUAUAAAAAAAUAUAGACAAGCACGAAAACUUUAUUAUUUUCGCCUUGAGAAAAAAGAACACUGGGAAUCUGGAAAAAUAAUAGGGUUAUAA
Messenger RNA from Pneumocystis jirovecii RU7, 564 nucleotides. RefSeq lists its product as uncharacterized. Gene Ontology annotation, biological process: protein targeting to membrane; ubiquitin-dependent protein catabolic process via the multivesicular body sorting pathway; protein targeting to vacuole. The record is from RefSeq and is a predicted model, not a curated record. NCBI's taxonomy places the organism in Eukaryota, Fungi, Ascomycota, Pneumocystomycetes, Pneumocystales, Pneumocystaceae. The transcript is spliced from 4 exons. Bases 1 to 564 code for a protein of 187 amino acids. Gene Ontology annotation, cellular component: ESCRT I complex.